AUGACAGAGCCUACUCUCUAUUCGGAUAAAUUUAUAACCGUGACAUCGAAAAAUUUAAUCAUUAAAAAUUAUUAUUUCCCAUUUGCUUGCUCGUUAACUAUUCCACUAACUGAAAUCGAUUCAAUUGAUAAUGCAAAAGAUUUAAACCUUGGGAUGUUCUCGAUGAAAGGAAAUUGGUGUUGUAAUAUUAUACCUCUUUUGUGGAAGCAACCAUUUCAUUUUUGGAAAGAUACCAAUGAACCAUCUCCAAAGCUUACCGAGGUAAACUUUAAAUUUCCUAUCCAAUAUAUCUUUUAUUACCAAAACCAUCGAAGUCUCCUAUAUUUCAUGAUCCAUUAUUUGCAAAAUUUGGAUACAGAAAAAUUAUACCUAGCAAGUCGAAGAUGGCUAGAAAAUAUUGAGCACUUCUUGGAAGACUUGGAUUACAAAGAAUAUUCUCGCGCAUUGGCUCGUGAAUUGGGUGGGUAUUUUGUUUAUGGAGCAAUGUAA
Messenger RNA from Dentiscutata heterogama, 489 nucleotides. The record is from the annotation of a GenBank genome assembly. Lineage: Eukaryota; Fungi; Glomeromycota; Glomeromycetes; Diversisporales; Gigasporaceae.